AUGAAGCUCAAUCUUGUCACUUUCUUUGCCUGCCUCCCCACCCUCUUCGUUGAAGCAAGCAAAUUUGGGAGCGAGAACGUCUCCUUAACGUCGGCAUGUCGACGUGCUUGCUCUCGUAUUGCCAGCGACUUCAACUCGGCCACAUCUAAUCCGGGAAACGGGAACCUCACUGUCUGGGAUGCCAAGCAGCAGGCUGUCAAGUCGGCCUGUCGUGUUGUCCCUGUAUCUACCGACGAGGUAUCCCGAGUGAUGAGCAUCGUGGUCGAGGAAUCAUGUCACUUCGCCGUAAAGGGAGGAGGCCAUGCCCGUUAUCCCGAUGACUCGGUGUCUGUUGGAGGAGUGACUAUUGAUAUGCAGAGAAUGAGAUCUAUCCACGUCUCACCGAAUCAGAAAACCGUGAAACUGGGCGGCGGCCAUACCCUACACAGCGUGUACGAAGGCCUUAACCCGCAUAACCUGACGGUAGCUGGAGGUAGAGCCGCCACGGUCGGUCUUGGUGGAUAUACCCUCGGUGGAGGCAUCUCGCAUCUCUCCCCGAUAUAUGGACUAGCCAUGGAUAACGUGUUCGAGUACGAGCUUAUCCUACCUAAUGCUACCGUGGUGGUAGUAACCGAGGACGCUCAUCCCGAUCUCUAUUUUGCCCUCCGCGGCGGUAUGAACAACUUCGGCAUUGUGACUCAUUUCAUCAUAAGGGCCGUGUUCCAAGGUCAGAUCCACGCCGGAGACAGGACCUACACAAUAGAUAAGAGAGACGCCAUUUUAGACCAAGCAUACAGACUCACGACACAAUGGAAAAACAAUACAGCCAUAUCCUUCUCUCAUGGCUUCGGUUAUCACCAAAGUACUGGUCAGUAUACCGUGUCCUUCACCCCCGAGUAUUCCCAUCCAAUCUUAAAUCCUGCUCCAUUUGCCGAACUGAAACGCAUUCCCUUUGAAACCGAUACCGUUCGCCUCGGCCUUGCAAGUGAGUUCUCUGAGGACGUCUCGUCGGCAACGCCUCGAGGAGGUCGCAACCUGUUCGCCACUGCGACGUACUACCCAUCAUCGGAGCUCGAUAAACAGAUGCAAGAGAUCAUGAUGGACGAGAUCAAGUCGGUAAAAUGGGUUCCAGGAUUCCAUCCAAACAUGAUUAUGCAGCCACUUUAUGAGGCUGCCAUUCAUGCUGGAAACCAACGCGGUGGGAAUACCGCGGGGAUCGAAGCAGAUGGCCCUCUUACUGUUGUUCUAUCAACCGUCCUCUGGGAGAACUCUGCCGAUGACGAUGCAAUGAACAGAUUUGUCAGUCGAUGGGUAGAAAGUGCCACUAGCCUCAUCCACAAGUCGGGAAAGGAUCAUCCUUGGCUUUAUAUCAACUAUGCGAGCAAAGAUCAAGAUCCCUUUUCGGGAUACGGGGAGACAAAUCUCCAACGACUGCGAGAUAUCCAGAAAAGGGUUGAUCCUUCAGGUGUGUUUACAUCAACAGGACUGUGCAGAGGGUAUUUCAAAUUGUUGUAA
Messenger RNA from Penicillium samsonianum, 1494 nucleotides. Its product is annotated as FAD-dependent oxidoreductase. The record is from RefSeq and is a predicted model, not a curated record. Gene Ontology annotation, molecular function: oxidoreductase activity; FAD binding. Lineage: Eukaryota; Fungi; Ascomycota; Eurotiomycetes; Eurotiales; Aspergillaceae. The coding region runs from base 1 to 1494 and encodes 497 amino acids. The transcript is spliced from 5 exons.